AUGUCUUACAGAACACAUCGAGAUGUCGGAGACGUUGAGCGACGAGAAGCUCAAUACAACGCUUCAAUCUCGGCGGCAACGGUGGGGUUUGGUAAAGGUCUUGCCUUGUCAGCACCAACCGCCUACCUCCUCAACCGAUCCUGGCCUGCAUUCCGCAACCUCACUCCGGCUAUCAAGGUCUUCUUCGUCUCCUCCAUCGCCAUCGGAUCAGGUGUUAUCGCAGCCGACAAAGCAGGUAUCGCCUUCGAUCAGGCCCACUACACCGACGCUGGUGCCGCCGUUCAACGUAGAUACCAAUCCCGAGAAGAACGACAAUGGUCCGAACUCUCCUCUCGCGAUAAGGCACUCACGUGGGCCAAGGAGAACAAGUUCGCCGUCGUCGCUGCCACUUGGGCUACUAGCAUGGGUGGUAUCUUUGCCUACAUUCACACACAACCCAUGAGCUUUGCCCAAAAGCUGGUUCAAGCACGUGUAUGGGCUCAGGGGAUCACAUUGGCCAGUUUGGUAGGAAUGGCUGCCAUCACACAGAUUCCAAGUGCAGGCGAUAAAAUCAUCAAGCAGCACAAGGAGGCUGCCGACCACAGCUGGAGAGAGUUUAUUCCUAAAGAGCCAGCUAAGGACACUGUCUCUUCUCAGUAA
Molecule: messenger RNA, 639 nt
Organism: Ustilago hordei
Lineage: Eukaryota; Fungi; Basidiomycota; Ustilaginomycetes; Ustilaginales; Ustilaginaceae
Exons: 2
Coding region: 1-639 (212 amino acids)
Biological process (GO): mitochondrial respiratory chain complex IV assembly
Cellular component (GO): mitochondrial inner membrane
Source: RefSeq, a predicted model, not a curated record